Messenger RNA from Spirometra erinaceieuropaei, 6712 nucleotides. The record is from the annotation of a GenBank genome assembly. Lineage: Eukaryota; Metazoa; Platyhelminthes; Cestoda; Diphyllobothriidea; Diphyllobothriidae.
AUGGUCGAGCAGAUUGGAGAAUUCGGUCUGAAAGGCCUUGCAUCUCAGAGUGGGCGGGAUCAGGAUGAACAGGCACACUGGACUUCGGGUAGGCAGCACACGUGAUAGAAAGAUACAAGUUUAUUCGUGUAUACAAAAUGGAAAACUAAUAAAAGGGGCUACGGAAAAAAACGGAAAUACAAUGGAACGUCCUAUCGUGAGGAGUUGGAGGUCAUUCGUUGGCAUCUGGCUCCAGGAACUUGGCUCCUGCAAGGGAGACGAAGAAUAACGCCUCUAGCGUGACAGUUCCUUAAAACACUCAAGGUGGGAUCCCUGCUCAGAUCACCGGCUGUUACCUAGUCCCCUCCCUAAGUUGGAGCACUGUCCUCAAUGUUGAGAUCGACGGUGGGUGAAGGGGCGGUCAACUCAGUGGCGUCUGGGAUGACCUGGCUGGCAGGGAGGAUGGGUAAACAGUCGGGGGGGGGGCAGGCUUGCAGGCGAGCUCGGUAGAGUUUAAUGUUAUCGAAGUGUGCGGUGAAGGGGUGAGCGUUAGAAUCGCUUCGGAAACAAUAAUAGCGUUAACGGCCGCGCCGGGAGUUUCGCCUGCAGGGCUGGUCGUGGCGGAAAGGCGGGAUUGCGUCCGCGUUAGACACAUAUACGGCUCGCUGUACUGAUUCUUAAAUAAAAAAAGACAGUUUAGCCUUCUACCCUGGUUUGCAUCAUUUCUGAUUGCUAUGACUAUUUGGUUGCCUCCUGACCCUGCAUUUUCCCAUUUUUCUUACCCUCCGCUUUGUUGUUUUCUAACAAGUUACUCUGGUGCGGCGCUUAAGGUUUUCAUCUCUUUUGGUCUCUUGGAUUUCCUCUUGCUGCAUUUGUUUGUUUUACUGCGCCUUCGGUACGCCCUCCUUUUCGUGUUUCGGCUGUCUCUUUGGGCGUUGCGGUACGUGCAAUCCGCGACUUCGAUUUUUAGUCCAAGCUCCGCCUGGGAUUUUCAAGUAGGUGGUCGUUCCUUAACUUACCGUCUCGUACUGUCUUAUCUUGGAAAUCGUAUGUGUGUAGCGACUGCAUAUACCGUUUUGCAUCAACCUCUUGAACUGCGCAUCCAACUUUUCGGGGUCAAUGGGCUUAGGGCAUGGAAGUUCUGCAAAGUAUGCUCUUUGAGAAUUUUCGUAAUGUCAAUGUUUUCGGGCGGCACCAAGUCAUGGUUAUAGUCCAUUGUAAAAGGCGUUGCCGUGAUUCACUCCUCUCCGUGGAUGACAUUGAAAAACGAGCCGCAUCCAUCACGGCUAGUAUCACGAUAAAAAUGUCGUCAUCUCAGAUGAUUCGAUCGCGCAGUCCACCUAUCCGUCGGCACGUCGACCGCAGCGGCAUCUCACCCAAUUUCUGUCCGAGUUGGCUCAGCCGUCGUGGUGGCCAGCUGAAAGACAGACAGGUAUGGUUUACCUAGACUUGAAUAAGACGUUCGGCUGGCGGGCUGCGGUCUCCGGGAAUGGAGCGCCAACGGGACAACUGUUACUAAAUGUCUACCCAACGAUUGCAGAAUAUAGGUGGCACUGGUUUUCGAUGAUUUGGACUCCGGUUUAACAAUAACAAGUACUGGUGUAUUCUAGUGCAACGUCUGGAUCCUGCCUUUAUCCUAUCUCCUUUGAGAUCUCGGACAGCCUGACUCUUUCACUGUCGCCUAAACUAUGGUGGCUGUGCUGCCACAGUCCUUCGAUGAUUUGUGUUGUCUCUGCAUUUCAUGUGUUCCUGCUUACGAACACGCUGUUAGAAUCCUCGGGCCUGGACCGUCACAUAUGAAUGUUGUUAGUCUCUUAUUAUUUUACGUGCAUGGGUGCUGUUGUCCUGCUAUUUAAAAACCUAUUAAUUCACUUUGCUGUCGCAGCACUUCUCACCUCUGUGGUUUUUUCAGUCCAAGUGAGGACACGCACUUUGCUGGGAAAUGACAAUAGGGCGAACAAUGCUUUAUGUUUUAUUGGCCUGAUUUUCCAGUUGUGUGAUUCCAAGGUUUCGCGAUCGCUUAUUUUCUGAUGUCAGCGUCUCUGUUCAUUGUCUGAUGCUUUCUCGGUUUUCGUUUCAGACGUCUGUGGUCCCAAUAUCCCUGCGGAUAUACACAUUCCACGGUUAUAUUGAUCGAUACGAUCAUGUCUGAGUGUGGCUGCAAGGGAGUCCGUGUCUGCAAGUUAUGCGAGGAUCGGAAAGCAUUUAUAACUGUGCCAUCUGUGAGUUUGGCAACUGGCCAGUACAUUCUUUUCUAAAGGUGGAAGAAAAGUUCGCCGAAUUUGCAUAUUGUGAAAAGUGUGGCCAUGUAUAUAUUGAUUCCCUCACCUCAUCGUCAUGCAAAGAUCACGUUGACGGACCAACCUUUCAUGGAGUUACUCUCCUGCUGGAAUUCAUUAGUGAAGCUGAGGAGGAAGCUCUGAUUCAAGAAAUAGACAUGUCACCCUGGGUGCCUUCACAGUCUGGGAGAUAUAAGCAAGUGCGUUUCAGCCCUUUUCUGUUAACGGUUGCACUACUUUUGUCCACUACUUCCUGCGAUCGCCCAAAUCCUAGUCUGGAAAACUCGGCUCAAUUGUAGUAGUUCCGUCGUUUAUGCCUAUAUCAGUCACGGAGAUACCGGCCUUAUAUUAAACCUUACGAGCGCUCGUCGUCCUAUUGUUUAGUCCGAUGAUCGUGUGUAAAAAGAAAUGUGUCUGAACAGUAGAACUAAAAAACCAGAGAACUGUUAUCACCGCUGUUAAAUUGUCUGGCGUUGUCUUAGAUCAGACUUCUCAUAGUCCGUAAAUCGAUUAAACAAAAAUCUCUAAUGCCAUUUGGAGGCGCCAAUAUCAUAUAGUCAGACGUUUUUCCCUCAGUAACGAACUUAAGCCGCCAAUCUCAACUUCCGGUCAGGAGUGUUCUACCAGGCCAGGUGCCAUUGAACCGCCGCCGCCGGCUACCUGAGAUUCGAUGUUCCUUUAAUUAGCAAGUCGCAUCUUGCAUAGUGCGGAACUAAUUUUCAACCUAGAUUGCAUAGUUAACCAAUAAUGCGCAGAAGUUGGACAAUUACGUACCUGAAAAUCUGCUAUAGUCCGUAAAUCAAUGAAGGCCACUCCAUCCACAUUUCGCGAAGCCUGUUGCUCAAGUUCGACUCGAGAGGAAAUUUUCCUAUUUGAGUGAACUUCGUAUUUCUGAAGUUUGUGAUUAAGGAUUUUUGCAAAUCUUAACAGCCAGGUGUUGGUGGGUCGUAUGUUUCGCAUCUUCCAGCUUGUUAAACACGUACCAUACUUUUUCGAUGAAGUUUGGGAUAGGUUUUGCUGCUGGGAAAUACUUCCCAACAUAGGCAUAGUUCGUCCGGCCAUUCGAACGAAUCGAGUGGUUUGUAGCCACAGCAUAAUCUGGAAAAUUUUUUCUCUACACUUCUAACGACAAUAGGGUAUCAUUAUUUAGCUGUCCAAACGCUGCCAAACUUUCUACACCGUACUCUCACUAGUUUUCUCAGCACUUUUCCCAUAAAGAAAUCUUUCAUAGUGAAAUUCGAUUUUCGAAUGCACAAACAAGCCGAGAAGCUUCAAGAAUUUGUUUUUUUUUCAGGACUACGGCGCGAAGGUAAAUUUUAAAAAGAAACGCGUCGUCUUGGGUGCCUUUACAGGGCUGCCUAGCUACAGCCGAAACUUAGUUAAACGACUCCACCAACGCAUGCGAGAGACUGAUCCCUCCUUUAGGGAAUUCUAUCCGGCCGAGCUCUGCAAUCUGGAAUAUCUACCGCAGCGGGGCGCAGCAAUAGUUCCUCACCUUGACGAUAGUUGGCUCUGGGGUGAGAGAAUUGUGCUACUCAAUCUAGCCUCCGAGACGAACAUGCUUUUUACUCUCCCGAUGAAGUCGAGUUCGCUCUCUGAUUCGCCAGCAGCGGAUGAACAGGAUCGCUACAAAGAAUUCUCCAAUAAAUUUCUGCCUGAUGAAGUUGUAAGUGUACGCCUCGUUUCAUGCGUAUGUUCAUAUUCCACCUCUGACCCAUAGACGACACCGCGACGCCAGUUGCGGCAACUGGAACCUAGGAUAUCACCGAUGUUCCAUUCAUUCAUCAUCGUGUGCAGCGCAAUCGUUUGGCUAGGAAGGGCACGGUCGUCGAAAGGCGUGAUCCAUGGUCGCUGUGCGGCCCGUAAUGGGCACGAAAUCUAUGACAUCCAAGUGCCGUCUGCUCAUAGUUGAGGUCCAUGCUUUUAUUCGACUCUACAGCACAAGUGGGGGGUCUGAGCAUUGCGAAUUAUCAUGAUUUCUCCUUGGCUACUACCUAGCACAGUACCUCUAUGGCGCAACUACUGUCGAUGUUUGACACAAAGUCUCCUUGACCGAUUAGUGAGGCGGAAAUUUUGGCUCGCCUGGCCGUUCGGGCUCAUUCUCCAAUUCAUUAUCAGAGAGACCAACAGAUAGAAGUAGCAGACACAUGGAGCUUACAGUCCCUACACAGCCACACAUCUGCUAAAAUGACUGGCUCGCGCAUUUAUUGUGCUUGGUAUGGUGAUAGCUUGCUUACCUGCAUUCGAGUCGUUAAUGGGCGCGAUUUCAUCAUCGCUACUGAUGUUUGGCGCGUUAACCAGUCAGUCAUUUGGCUCACCGGUACUUUCACUGGGGGCAGCGUUUGCGCACUCACUCCCAUUGUGACUGUUCUGUUCAGGCAAGCUUUUAACUCUGAAUACCGUGGGAGGGAUCAUUACAGUUGUUGAUAGACUACUGACUUGAGAACCACAACUUAAGGGAAUCCUGACUCAUGGGGUUGCCACCUUCCGCGGGAAUUUCGACCUCACCAUCAGGAGGUCAGCAACGCACUAAAAAGGCACCAGUUCUAUGUCGCUUGCGAAUUCAGCCCCUUAACAUCGCUGAUACGUAAAGUUACAAUGUUAUUGGUAAUUGAGAACGCAUGUUUUCAACCAACAGGCGCAUGACGAAUUCGUCAAAGGAUCCUCACCCGAUUCUGUGGUCUCCCUAAGGCGCGCAAAUAAAGAUCUCCCAGAUCACUUGUAUCACUCAAACACACUAACAGGUCGGUAGUAGUUGUUUCUCUACCCCAAAUUUUUGACUGCUGAUUUAGACGCCACAGUGAGUUUGCCAACACAUUUGUUGAAGAACCUUAAGGGAGUAAAUCUGUCAAAUGAACUUACCGUAUUUGUGGGUGUCACACCCCUCUCUCCAUAUGUUUCCUAGAUCUGGCAGUCGAGACCACCGAUCUACUUGUCGAGAACAAAUACAAUGCGACAAACGGUCGUAUUGGACGCGUCCAAGUUCUCCAACCCGAUCUAGUGAAGUUUCAGAAAAAGUAAGUCCAUCCGAGAAACUAUAUUAUUCCAGACGCACACGGGCGAACGCUGCAUCAGUAAGGAAUGACAUGAACUGUACGGGAGCGGGCCAUCUUGCAGUUCGAUGAGGCUUAGAUUUUCGCGAGCUGACAAACUCUUGGGCUGCUGGGGUCGCGGUUUUCAAGCUAACUCGUGCAUUGGUCUCCCCUCUUUACACUAAGUGUUGGAGCUUUGCCUGGGUAGAGUAAUUAGUUAUACUGGGAGUGGGCGCAUGAAGCUGUUUCCGGUUAAAGUACUGGUGAAUCAAAAGACCGGGUGAUUGCCGCGCCGACAAUCGGUAUUGACGAUGAAAUCACGCUCACUAACGACUCGAAUGGAGGCGAGCAAACUACUACCACAGCAAGUGCAAUGAAUACGCGAACUACCCACCUUAGUAGAUGUGUGGUUUCGUAGCGACUGCACACCCUAUGCGUCUGCUAUUUUGUUGGUCUCUCCGAAGAUAACGGGAUAAACCCGAACACACGGGCGACAUUUCUGCUUCGGUGGUCGAGCCCGUUCUCUCAACCGCCCUCCAGAACCCGCCUUCUCGCGUAUAUUGACAAUGAUCUGUCUAUCUAGCCUCUGCUAGCCAGACUGUUUUCUGUGCUGUUCGUUUAAGUAGCGACAGACGUUUGAGUGAUCUAGUCACGACCUAAAAACAGCGCGUCGAGAAUCACGGAUCACUCAUUUGAAGGUGUUGUGGUUGGUGUGAUUUCAUUCCCACCGGUGACAGCCCAUUCCGGAUUUACGUGUCUAUGUCGGUAGCCCACUGCGACAGCCCGGUGGUUGUGAGAGUCAGGCUUCUGACGAGUUGCAGAAGCAUCGUUCGAGUCUGCAGUCUACGUUUUUUAGUCUGACCUAUGUCUGGUUUGUUGAUGUGUCAAGUCCUCGUACUUAUAUGCCCAACCAAUUACCGUAUUUCAUGUAUCCCAAGCUCCAGAUCAGUUAUUUAAGCAAUCUUAUCCGGCACCUUCAGUUACUACGCAAGUUCCCGACAAGGCAUUAAAACAAGUAUAAUUUAAAGCCGACAGCCUUCUGAAUGCCCUUCCCCUUUUUAGGCUCGAUUGCCCCCAAGGGUGACGGUUCAUUUACCUCGCAGAUGUCUCCUUAUAAUGUCAGGUCCGCCGCGGCACCUGUGGUUGCACGAAAUCAAUCGGAGGGACAUCAAAGCCCGCCGAAUUUCCCUGACACUGCGUGAACUAAGCUACGAGUAUCUGCCCAACCGUGAACAUCUUAAACCCUACGCAUCCGACAACGACGCUCCCAGCAGCGACACUGCGGAGACAGACCUGGAAUCCCAUCCCCUCACACCGCAACAGUGCGUAGGCCUCAGCUUGAUCAAGCUGGCCACGACGUACAAUGGUGUUUGCGUGGGAAUGAAGACCGGACAACCCUGUGCCACGAAAUUAAAAAUAUGA